Molecule: messenger RNA, 1119 nt
Organism: Malania oleifera
Lineage: Eukaryota; Viridiplantae; Streptophyta; Magnoliopsida; Santalales; Ximeniaceae
Exons: 3
Coding region: 1-1119 (372 amino acids)
Source: RefSeq, a predicted model, not a curated record
AUGUCCACUUCAUCUACAGUAAGUUUGUCAUCACCCACUCCUUCAGGUAUAUCCUCUUCUUUGUGGGUUUUCGAUUCUAUUGCAUCUCCUCAUAUAUCCCCUAGCUUCUCUUCAUUUGCAUCUAUACAUCCAUCAUUUUCUUCAAAUUCUGUGGUAACUGCUGAUGGCACUUCUGUGACUUUAAAGGGUAUUGGUUCCAUUCAUACUCAUAAUUUCUCACUUUCAGAUGUUUAUUGCAUUCCCAACCUAACCAUGAGUCUUGUCUCUGUUGGUCAAUUGUGUGAUACUGGUUAUUCUAUUCAUUUUUCCUUUACCUUUUGUCAUGUGCAGGAUCCUAAAUCCAGGAAGCUUAUUGGGAAAGGCCGUAGAGAGGGUGGCAUAUAUGUUUUGGAUGAGCUGCGUGUUCCUGAUCAUGUGGCAACAUCAGGAGUAGACCUCUCCUCAUUCCACUUGGAUUCCUCAUCCUCUAUUUCUUAUUUGUGGCAAUCUAGACUCGGUCAUGUGUCGGCAUCUCAUUUAAAAUUUUUGGUAUCUAGUGAUGUUUUGGGUGACUUACAGAUAAAUGAUACUUCUAACUAUAGUGGUUGCAAAUUGGCAAAGUUUUUUGCAUUACCUUUUAAUCACAGCAUGUCUAAGUCAGUUGCACCUUUUGAUCUAAUUCACUAUGAUGUGUCGGUAGUUAUUCACCCACUUUGUGUGCCUACCUCGUAUAAGGAGGCUUCUUGUGAUCCUCCUUGGGACUUGGUGUCACUCCCUCCUAGUAAGAAAUCAAUUGGUUCUCAUUGGGUUUACAAGAUCAAAAUGAAGUUAGAUGGCUCUAUUGAGCGAUACAAAGCUCGUUUGGUUGCUAAGGGUUUUACCCAAGACUAUGGUAUGGAUUAUGAGGAUACUUUUGCCCCAGUUGCCAAGAUGACAACUGUUCAGGCUCUUAUUACUGUAACCUCUAUUUGUCGGUGGGCUAUUUCUCAAUUGGAUGUUAAAAAUGCCUUCUUGAAUGGGGAUUUGAAAGAGGAAGUGUGUGAUGAUGUUGGUGGUAUUAUGGAGUUGAAAACAAUGUUGGCUCAGGAGUUUGACAUGAAGGAUUGGGGCCACUCCGCUACUUCUUGGGAAUUGAAGUAG